AUGACGGCUCACUGGAGGAAUCCCGUAGGAACCCUGCUGGGGGUGUUCGUAGUUGGGGUGGCAGUGUUAGUGGCGUUGCUGCUAAUCAGGACGUACACCUUGGCAGAAACCAAAAGAGUCUGGCUGGACAAAGGGGCUCUGGAAGCCGAGCUGACCCAGGAAGAGAGAGAACAACUCCUAGAGGCACUGAAAGGUGAGUGACUGACUGCUGUGAGUUUCGAGCCCCAGCAUGCUCAUCAAACCUGAUGCUUGUAAAAUAGGGUGGUUGGAACCCCAUUGUUUUUUAAUUGAAAUAGCAGGAUCAUAGUACUUACCUGAUUUUAGAAGAAACUUCUUAUUUGUUCUUAAUUAUUAUUUUUUUUAGAAAGAAAAAAAUAAGCUUCAAAUGCUCUGAAUCUUUUUAUCUGUAUAUUGUCAAUAUUUUCAUUGACCGUUCUGGGAUUAUAUCAGUGUUGCAGUAACUUUAUUUUUAUCAGCAAAUCUUUACAGACAAUAUAUUAUGUAUGAUGCCAGCAAUCUUUUGGUGCUUCCUCUAGCUAAGUAGUUUGGGACUGGCAGCCUUGUGUUCCAUGUAAAAGCAUCACACGUGCCAUAUGUUGACUACCCUUGCACUAAACAAUUUAAGGGUUACGCAAACCCCCAUUACUGGUAGACGUAUGUAUGUGCAGUGUUUCACUGGCAACAGGCGUGAUCUUCUCCAUUGCAGAUAGAGUGCAGUGUAAACCUGCUGGGGUCAUGUUCUAAAAUUCUAUCCCUCACAAGCAUUGUCCACAAAGAUCCUGAGGUUUAGAACUGGAUUCUGUUGGGUUGUGAUGGCAUAGAGUAAAAGAAAAUUAAAGGCAAAGGUAUCUGAAGAAGGGUCAGGCAGGAAUCAGAUUCAGAUGGUCCAGAGAUCAGGAGAGACAGCAAUCAGUGGAAUCGGCAAGGCAAGCAAAGUCAGAAACCAUCCCAUGAAACACAGGGAGGCAAGCACUAGAAGUGCUGAGACAAGCAACAAAACAACCAAGCACUUACUAAAAGGUGUGCAAUGAUUAUAAAGGGGUGGCUCACAUAACCUGUCUCAACUGUAGGAGGUUGUCUGAGGUCAAUAUGGGAAUCAGCGCCAUCUUGGAUACAUCAUCAUCCUUGCUCCAUCACCAGCCAUGCCUCCUCCAAAUUCUGACCCGCAGCAGCCACAGUCACUUUGACUACAGCAGGCUGACCUCCAGCCCAUUGAGGAUGCCCUAUAGCGGGUUAGUACCGGUGGAAAGAGGAAGAUAACACUUCAUUGCAGACAUAGGUUGUGGUAUGCAUUUUUUUUUUUUUUGACAUAACUCUUUCUGUUGUCCUCCCCUCACCAGCUAUCAGGGCCGCCAUCAGGGGGUGACAACCAUAACAGUUGUCACGGGCCUGGGUGGCCCACACACUUAGGGCCACCCGAUGGGCCCUAUAUCCUCAGGGGCCCGGUCAGCGCUGUGGCCGUAGUAUAGCGCGACCGGGCCCCUUUAAAAAAAGUGGUCACUUCCUCCCAGCUCACUCCGCACGGGAGGAGCGCGCGCCAGUGAAGAGGGAGAGCCAGGCAGUGAAGAGGGAGCCACGCCGACUCCCAUCAUCCCCAGCCACCCUCCUGCAAAGAAAACGUAAGAGACAGUAGGGUGGCUGGAAAAUGAGCUGUGUGUGUGUGUGUGUGUGUGUGUGUGUGUGUGUGUGUGUGUAUGUAUGUCUGUAUGUAUGUCUAUGUAUGUCUGUCUGUAUGCAUGCGUGUAUGUGUGUAUGUAUAUAUGUAUAUAUGUAUAUAUGUCUGUCUGUAUGUCUGUAUGCAUGUAUGUAUGUCUGCAUGUAUGUCUGUCUGUCUGUGUGUAUGUCUCUGUAUGUCUGUAUGUAUGUCUCUGUGUGUCUGUCUGUGUGUCUGCGUGUAUGGAUGCAUGUCUGUCAUUAUAUAUGUAUGUCUGUAUGUCAGUAUGAAUGUAUGUCUGCAUAUCAUUAUGAACGUAUGUCUGUAUAUAUGCAUGUAUGUCAGUCUGAGUGUAUGUAUGUAUGUAUGUCUGUAUGCCAUUAUAAAUGUAUGUCUGUGUAUGUCUGUAUGCCAUUAUGAAUGUAUGUGUGUAUGGAUGUCAGUGUCUGUAGGUCUGUCAGUAUGUCUGUAUGUAUGUAUGUCGGUGUCUGUAUGUAUGUAUGUGUCUUUAUGUCCUCAUGCAUGUGUGUCUGUAUGUAUGUUAGUAUGUGUCUGUCUGUCACUAUGAAUGCCUGUGUGUAUGUCUCAGUAUGUGUGUGUCAGUAUGUAUGCCUGUAUGCGUGUAUGUCUGUUUCAGUAUGUGUGUCUGUUAGUAUGUAUCUGUGUCCUUUUGUAUCAGUGUGUGUUUGUGUCUGUGUGUGUACUCCUGUGGGUGGUAUUUGGAGGCGGACCCAGUGGGUGGUAUUUGGAGGUGGGUCCCAGGGGGGCCCAGACCCUGAGCUGAGUUAGGGGCCCCAAAAUUUCUGGUGGCGGCCCUACCAGCUAUGGUUACACGCAACGCUCUAAAUGCUGGAGCUCACAGGAGUCAUGCUUGGUCAGGCACUUUCCAAGCUUUAAGGUGGCUGCAGCAAUGUGUUUAGACCAUCUUUGGCAAAUGAGCGCAAUGGCUGGCCCCCUACAACUUCAUACCUGGCGUCAGCUAUGUGCUGGUCUCAGCAGCCAGAAAAGCUGAAAGCUCCAGCAAACUUGUUAUGAUGCUUAGAGGGUUUCUCAAGGAAAAUAACAGACAGCAUUCUUAAAUAAACCAGUAAAUUUGCAGACAUUUGUUAAUUUUAGGACAAUACAUCCAAAGUGAAAAAAAAAUCUAUUUUUCCAAUUAAUUUAUUGUAAAAUAUUUUAAUUCCUGCAUGUUGAUUAUGCAAAACUAUAAAGGAGCUGAGUUUCAGUAUGUAUUUUUCAAACUGUAAAAUAAUGUAAGAAAGGAAGAACUUGAUGAACACAUGUCACUUUUCAGCUGUAACUAUAUUUAUGUCCUCUUUUUGUUAAAUGUGUGACAGGUGCAAUCCGUAUCCCCACUGUAUCAUUCUCAGAAACAGAACAAAAUAACACAGCCUUGGCAGAGUUUGGACAAUAUAUUCGCAAAGGUACUAAUAUUUCUCUUUUUACUUCUUUUUUUCAUUCCCAUUUGCUACAGUGGCUUCAUGGUAUAAUAUUUUUUGGGCCUUACCCAACUGUUGCCAAAAACAAUUUAUCAUGCCAAGCCAUCAUCUUUUGUGGGAGGUGUGAACCUUUAUGCUAAAGCUGGAAAUAUGAAUGAAACUUUAUAAAACACAAAGAGCAACAAUGUUUAUCAGUCAAAAACGUACCAAAUUAAUAGCUAAAACAAUGCUACAAUAUUAACAGGAAAUAUUAGCUGGGUUAUUUUGUAAUGUUCGAAUUGUAGGGAAUACAAAGUGACUUUCGAAUUUGAGGCAGUAAUAGCAUAACUAGUAAAUACAUGGAAAUCUUUCAGAUCUGGCCAGAUUGCACUUAACCCAUGCCUGCCUGUACCUGCCUUGGUUAACCCAUGCCUGCCCAAACCUACCUUGGUUAACCUCUGCUUUCCUGUACCUGCCUUGGUUAACCUCUGCUUUCCUGUACCUGCCUUGGUUAACCCAUGCCUGCCUGUUCUGGCCUUGGUUAACCUCUGCUUGCCUGUACCUGCCUUGGUUAACCCAUGCCUGCCCAAACCUACCUUGGUUAACCUCUGCCUGCCUGUACCUGCCUUGGUUAACCUUUGUCUGCCUGAACCAGUCGUGGUUUCUUCUUGCCUGCCUGGUUCUGAUCUGGACCAUGUGGUAAACCUUUGCCUAUUUGUUAAACCAGCCAAAGACUUAAUACUUUUAUUUUGCUGAUCCUACCCGGAUUAUCCAAAUUAGGACCUUACUUUAUUUUCCUGCUCCUAGCCCUGCACUAUAUGGUUUUGUCCUUAAACUUUCCAGUCUAGUCUAUUUGUUUAAUGUUUUCGCUAUCAUAUAUAUGUUAUGGCCACAACAGAUUAUAAAUGAUGUCAUUUGUAAUAUAUUGGUCCAGUUAUAUUAAGGUACAUUUUGCAAAACAAAUGUGUAGGAGUGUGAUCUCUCUCUACAUAUAUCCAGUGUCUUGAAAAAGGCACAGGGAACUGUUGACAAACUACAUACCCAUCAUGAACUACCACCAGUCUGUGCUAAAAAGUUUAGUUGAUGGAAGAUCAUGGAAUUUGUACUUUGGCAACAACUGAUGGGAAUUGGUGUAUAUAUGUCGUUUAAUUUACUUUUUCUCAUUAGUUUAUCUUUUAGAUUUGGUACACUGUAUUUUAAUACUGUAUGUUUUCUCCCCAGCCUUCCCUCUUGUCUUCUCUUCCAGUUUAAUCCAACAUGAAGUUGUGGGUGGUUAUAGUCACCUUUUUACCGUUCGAGGCUCAGACAGCAAUUUACAGCCAUACAUGCUUCUCGCUCACUUUGAUGUGGUGCCAGCAACCCCCGAAGGCUGGGAGGUGCCACCAUUCUCUGGUGAGGAGCAUAAUGGAUAUAUCUAUGGAAGAGGAACUAUUGAUGACAAAAACUGUGUGAUUGUAAGUUUGAAAAAGGUCCAUCACUGGUUUAUAGCACUUUAUCUCAAUCCACUAAACAAAAUGAAUGGUAUUAUAGUAAAUAUAGAAUGCUGAGAAGACUGAGGUAUUUGGGGACUGUUACAGUAUCCAGUAACUUAAAUGCUUGAUACUUAUUUCCUCAACUAGAUUGAUGAUGUACGUUUAACCUGCAGACCCAUGAAUCGCAAUAGCAGUUAUUGGUGGAUGUACUCCAAUGACUCUAUUCACAUUGGUACCACACAAUAUCACCUGUGUAUUGUAAGUUCUCUAGGAGCUUUAAAGCAGCAAUAUUGAACUGUUACAUAGUCCCCAAAUGAUACAUGGGUAUCUAUAUAGUCAUAUGUGGGUCUUUUGGUGUGUUAUUAAUGAAAACAAAGUAAAGAGGGUUGUUAUGGGUAUAUCCACUAUGCACUGACAUUAUUAUUAUUAUUAUUAUUAUUAUUAUUGUGACUUAUUAAUCUUACAAAACGUCUGUUUCAGAAAGACUUUUUAAUGUAUUUGCAGCUUAUUAUUAUUUUAUUACUGGUGUAUAAUGAUACAUACUUUCUUAUUAAUGACUUGUAAUACUUUAUUUACUAAAUGCAUAUUGUUUUUAAAUAAACUAAUGUAAUACAUCAUUUCUCUUUACUUUAGGGGAUUCUACAGGCACUAGAAUUACUCCUGAAAAGGGGCUACAAACCACGUCGCUCCUUCUACAUUGGAUUUGGCCACGAUGAAGAGGUAGAGUAUGAAUGCAUUGAAACCUGUAAGGGGAGGGGAAUACCUGUUUUAGUAAUGUCUUCUGCUUAUAAGAGGUCAUUUUGUAGACCUUGUACUGGAUUUAUUCUAGAUCUCAGGUAAUUAUGGAGCCGUGAAGAUUGUGGAGAAAUUACAAUCCCGGGAAGUAAAGUUGUCAUUUCUAUUGGAUGAAGGUUUGGCAGUUCUUGAUGGUGUAAUCCCUGGCACAAAGAGACCCAUUGCCCUGUAA
Pelobates cultripes (western spadefoot toad) is the source of this 5511-nucleotide messenger RNA. NCBI's taxonomy places the organism in Eukaryota, Metazoa, Chordata, Amphibia, Anura, Pelobatidae. The record is from the annotation of a GenBank genome assembly.